AAGUGGAGAGAAAAUUAAUAAGAAAACCUCUUCUCACUUUCUCGCUAUAUUUUUCUUCUUCUUCGUCUUCAAUGUAAGCAAUGCUCGAUUCCAAUAACCUAAUCGAAUAAUGGAACUCACUGAUUCUACGAACGAGCAACUAGGAGAGACAAGGAGCGUCGGUCUCAAGGAAGAUAAUCGCUCCUUUCUCGGCAUCGAUCUCAACGAAAUCCCUACCGGCGCUACUCUCGGCGGUGGUUGCACUGGUGCUCAGGGUGAUGACGGAGAGUAUGAACCUGUUGAAGUAGUUAGGUCAAUUCACGAUAAUCCGGACCCAGCGCCUGGAGCGCCUGCGGAGGUUCCUGGGCCGGAUCGGGAUGCCGCGUGCGGCGCGUGUGGAAGGCCAGAGUCGAUUGAACUCGUAGUAGUCUGCGACGCUUGUGAGCGAGGGUUUCAUCUAUGCUGUGUUAACGACGGAGUGGAGCCGGCUCCUUCCGCCGAUUGGAUGUGCAGCGACUGUGCUACCGGCGGGGAGAGGAGCAAACUGUGGCCGUUGGGGGUUAAGUCUAAGCUCAUCCUGGAUAUGAACGCCUCGCCGCCGAGCGAUGCGGAGGGAUACGGAGGCGAGGAGACGUCAGAUUCGAGAAAGCAUAUGCUGGCCAGCAGUUCUUGCAUGGGAAACUCUUAUGACUAUGCAAUGACGCAUUCAAGCUUUUUGAAACCUGGUAGAGGACAUGCUAGUCCCGAAGCGUCAGGGAUAAUGGCUCGUAAUACUAAAAUGAGUGUGGAUGGAUUGGAUUCACAUACCCUAGGUUUUGGCUUCCCGUUCAGCCUGAGCAACAGUAAUUCGCCCGUUAGAUUUCCAUCCUUAGAUCCAAGUGAGCUGUUGCUGCAAAAUCUCAGGCAUUUCAUAUCGGAAAGGCAUGGACUAUUAGAAGAUGGUUGGCGAGUCGAAUUUAAACAACCUUUGAAUGGCUAUCAUCUAUGUGCUGUGUAUUGUGCUCCGAAUGGAAAGACAUUUAGUUCCAUACAAGAUGUUGCUUGUUAUCUGGGCUUGGCAAUGAAUGGUAAGUAGAACUGUAUGGAUGCUGAAAUCAGGAAUGAGAGUUCUCUUCUUCAAGAAAGAUUGCAGCAUAUGCCCAAGAGAAGAAAGACAUCAAGAUGGCCAAACAAUGGUUUCACUGAGCAAAAGGGUAGUUCAGUGAGUGCUCAGCUCAGGGGUAUUCCAUUCAAUGGUCCGAUGAUGUCCCCUUUUGCCAUCAAAUCUGAUACUCUUUUUCAGGCUGGUGAAUCCCUUAGCUCUGGAAAAAAUGAAUGCGGUUGUGAGGAAGCUAAUAACGGACUUCCAAUGCAGUUUGAAGAUUUCUUUGUUCUGUCCUUUGGACGAAUUGACAUAAGACAGUGUUACCACAAUGUCAACAUGAUAUAUCCAAUAGGCUAUAAGUCCUGCUGGCAUGAUAAGAUCACGGGGUCGCUAUUUACGUGUGAAGUAUUGGAUGGCAGUUCUGGGCCUGUUUUCAAGGUUACAAGGUCACCAUGCUCGAAAUCAUUUAUUCCAAUUGGAUCAACUGUAUUUUCCUGCCCAAAAAUCGAUGAAAUGGUGGAACAGAACCUUGACAAACGAGGUGAUCGUAGAGACAGUACUCUAGAGCAUGAUGAUGACACUGUUGAGAUUCUUCUUUCAGAUCCCUCCCCACCUCUUGGAGAUGAUAUAUUGUCUUGUUUACGAGAGAAAAAUAUCUCCAAUACACUCAAUUGUCUGCGCUCUGAAGUUGGUUCUUCUUAAGUAGACUUUGAUAAUACUUUAUCCUAUAAUCAGAAGCAUGGGGUUGAAGUUGGCGAUAUUGUUGUGGAAGAAGAGUCAUUGUCUGUUGCAUGGAAAAAGGUGUCUCAAAAGCUUGUUGAUGGGUGUUCCAGUGUCCUGAAGCAGAAGGGCUCCAUGAACUUCCUUUGCAAGCAUGUUGACAGAGAAACAAGGGAAAUUAACCGGGAUAUGAUAAAUGAGGAAGACAAUGUAAUUUUAUCUUUGUCAAGAUUUUGCUGUUCUUUGGCUCCUCGUAUUGCUACAUGUGGUGAAAAGGAUAAAAGCAAGAUUGAACCUCUAGUUGAUGCUUUGUCAAGGUGGCUGGAUCAAAGCAGAUUUGGACUAGAUGUAGAUUUUGUACAGGAAAUUAUUGAACGUAUGCCUGGUGCCGAAUCAUGUUCCAAUUAUAGACCUCUGAAGAGUAGAAGUUCUUCUUCUGUAACUGUAGCAGAAGGAGCGCUAGUUGUCAAACCAAAAGGUGGGGAUAAUGUCAAGGAUGAAAUAUUCGGUGAGAUUUCUCGGAAAGCCAAGAGGCGUAAACUAAUUGGUGGUCAUGGUGUCAGCAAUCCACACCCUCCUCCCGGGAGGCCUAUGUGUUUGAGGCUUCCUCCUGGGCUUGUUGGUGACUUCCUUCAGAUAUCUGAAGUGUUCUGGCGUUUCCGUGAAAUAUUGGGUUUGGAAGAGGCUUUCUCACCUGAGAAGCUUGAACAGGAGCUUAUCAAUCCAGUGUUCGAUGGUUGGUUUCUUGAUAAAUCUGGGAAAGAAGUUAACAGAAGUGAGAUGAACAUUAGCGAUAAGGAUUAUACAGCUACUAAAAAUUUUUCUUUGUUCGAUGAACCUCGCCAACCUUUUUCUUCGGAAAAUACCUCUGCUUCUGUACUAAAAGGGACAAAAUCAGGGGAUUCUACUGAGUUUAACAUCUCAUAUUCCUCUCGUGGGCUGUGCUUGGGUGCACUUCUAACAACGACUCACAUUUCGCUUCUGCAAGUGCUAAUAUGUGAGCUGCAAUCCAAGGUAGCUGCAUUUGUUGAUCCAAACUUUGAUUCUGGAGAAUCGAGAUCCAGACGAGGACGGAAAAAGGAUGACAGUACACUUUCUGCUAAAAGAAAUAAGCUGCAUAUGCUUCCUGUUAACGAGUUCACUUGGCCUGAAUUGGCCCGUACGUACAUCUUGUCUCUUUUAUCAAUGGAUGGGAACCUUGAAUCAGCAGAGAUUGCUGCCCGUGAAAGUGGUAAGGUAUUUCGUUGUUUACAAGGUGAUGGUGGUUUGCUUUGCGGUUCACUUACAGGUGUGGCUGGGAUGGAAGCCGAUUCAAUGUUACUUGCAGAGGCUACUAAAAAAAUAUUUGGGUCUUUGACAAGAGAAAAUGGUGUUCUUUCUGUGGAAGAUGAUGAUUCCGAUGGCCUUGAUGCCACUGAGAUAAACACUUGCAAUGGUGAUGUUCCGGAGUGGACACAGGUUCUGGAACCUGUGAGAAAGCUUCCAACAAAUGUUGGAACUAGAAUCAGAAAGUGUGUCUAUGAUGCUUUAGAGAGAAAUCCACCAGAGUGGGCAAAGAAGAUAUUGGAGCAUUCCAUCAGUAAAGAAGUAUAUAAAGGCAAUGCUUCAGGACCGACAAAGAAAGCUGUCCUCUCAUUGCUAGCGGAUGUUCGAGGUGGAGAUUUGGUGCAGAGGUCUGUUAAAGGAACCAAAAAGAAGAAGUCUAUUGGUGUAUCUGAUGAAUGUCGUGCUGUGUUGCGUGAUGUUGCAGCUGCAGAUGAGGAUAAAGUAUUUUGCACUUUGCUGGGCCGAAAGUUGCUGAACUCCAGUGACAAUGAUGAUGACGGACUCCUGGGAUCACCUGCAAUGGUUUCGCGUCCCUUAGACUUCAGAACGAUUGAUUUGAGGUUGGCUGAGUUCACAUUGGCUGAUUUGACUCAUAUGCCCGGUAUGAGGUAUAUAAUGAAUGAAGCCGGUUUGAGCGGCAUGAUUACCUCUCGGGAGAAUGUUAACCGGUGGUGGGAUGAGAUGACGGCCAGACCGGCUAGGAAAAAACUCAUGGAAAUGGCUGCUUAUUAAAUUAGUUUAGUAUAUCGUUUGUUGAUUAUGCUGCUGAUGUGGUAUUUGGAUCAAAUAAGCUUUAAUUAAUAUUUUGAAAAAUAAGUUUUAACAUUUUCUGUCAUUCCCAUAUAAAAAGUUAAAUUUCAUGUGUUUUCUUC
This is a messenger RNA of Eutrema salsugineum, 3981 nucleotides long. Its product is annotated as methyl-CpG-binding domain-containing protein 9. NCBI's taxonomy places the organism in Eukaryota, Viridiplantae, Streptophyta, Magnoliopsida, Brassicales, Brassicaceae. The record is from RefSeq and is a predicted model, not a curated record. Gene Ontology annotation, cellular component: nucleus. The transcript is spliced from 6 exons. The coding region runs from base 1919 to 3841 and encodes 640 amino acids.